CCCAUCUCUCUCAUCUGGCAGACUUGACAAGGGCUCUCAGAGCAGGCAGGGUUUCAAGGGGAAAUGCCUGGUUUCCUCUCAGACCUGGUUCAAUACCGGAGGCUGUGGCUCAUGAUUGUGGUGCUGGGGAUUGGUGGAACCCACCUCUCUGGUUUUCAAAUGUCUGUGAUCAACUACGCUUCUCCGUACGUUCAGAAGUUUAUCAAUGAGACUUGGCUGGAGCGGUACGGCUCAGCGCUGCCUCGGGAGACCCUGAUGCUGCUGUGGUCCCUCAUCGUGUCUGCCUACUGCAUUGGAGGGAUGGCAGGGUGUCUGUGCAGUGGGUACCUGGCUGCAAAAUUCGGCAAGAAGAAAUGCCUGCUGCUCAAUGACGUGGUGCUGAUCGUAGCCACGCUGCACACUGGCUUCAGCAGGACAGCCAAGGCUUUCGAGAUGAUCCUGGCUGGGCGCUUCCUCGAGGGCAUUGCUGCUGGAAUUCAUAUGAAUGCCCAUGUGCAGUAUGCUGGAGAGAUCUCACCUAAGAAGCUACGUGGAUUUAUAAAUGUGACCUCCACUGUGUUUCUUGCACUAGGAAAAGCUGUAGCAAGAAUUCUUGGAUUAAGAGAUCUUUUAGGAACUGAAGACAUGUGGAAUGUGCUAUUGUCCUUCCCUGGAUGGGUGGCAUUGAUUCAACUGCUCCUUUUGCCAUUCUUUCCUGAGUCCCCAUCCUACCUGCUGCUGCAAAAAGAAGACAAAGCUGGUUGCUUGAAAGCCAUGAAGCAACUCUGGGGAGAAGGGAAUUAUCACACAGAAUUUGAUGACUUGAUGAAGGAAAAGGCUUUGACAAAAGGCACCAAAAUCAUGAAUGUCCUAGAGGUGCUGAGAGAACGAUCAGUGUACCCACAGCUGUGUACCAUGCUCCUCCUUUUGCUGAGUCUGCAGCUCUGUGGCCUCAGUGCAAUCACCUUUUACACUUCAGAAAUUUUUUCGACAGCCAACCUGCAGGAAAGUAUAAUCCCAUAUGUAUCUCUAGGAGUUUCAGUCUGUGAACUCAUCUCUAUCAUGUUCUGUAGCUCCAUAAUCGACCGGUUUGGCCGCCGAACGCUGCUGUGUGGGGGUUACUCUCUGAUGGCACUGAUACUGGUGUUGCUGGAAACGAGCCUUCUGCUGAGUGAUCAGUUCCUCUGGUUGCGUUACUGCAGUGUCAUUCUCAUCUUUUUGUUCAUCAUUGCUUAUGGAAUAGGACCAGCUGGAGUUGUUAUAUCUGUCAUGAAUGAAAUCUUCACCCUCUCAACAAGGGCCUCCGCUUUUGUAAUUGGUGGAAUCGUCAUUUGGCUGGGCCUCGCCUUCACUGGAAUGAUUUUCCCCUUUGCUGUAAUGCUUCUUGGUCCUUUCUGCUUCCUCAUCUUUAUUGCUGUCCUGCUCAUUUCAGCAGUUGUUAUCUACCUGUUCCUCCCAGAAACAAAAGGGAAGUCAACCUCUGAAAUCACAGAAAAAUUCAAAACCUGCCAGUUUAAGAGGAAACGUCAUCAGGCUGUGGAGAUGUGUGCUGCUGAAGAAAAGACAUUUUGCACCAGGCUCUGAUAAGCCACCAGAAGUAAUUUCCACUGCUCAGGUGUAACAUGUCAAUUGUAUCUCAAGUUUUUCUCCAUUGCUGUCAUUUUAAACCAGCAGGAUUUGUAUCUAUGUUUCUUACUUUAUAAGAAAGUUCUGGGUAGGAUUAAGAGCAGGAUGAAAAUAGGAUUAAACAUAGCCAUAGUUCUUGCAAACAAUUCUCAUUUAAUUUCUUUAUGCUAUCAUGCUGUAAAGGACUUGGUAUUGAUUGUGAACCCUGCACAAGAACAAAUACCAGGCAGAAAACAAAUACCAGGUAGAAUACAAGGAAAUCUAUUUCCCUGAGCUGACACCAAGAAACUGCAUGUCCUGAUUGUCCCUGUGAGUGUCAGGGGUCAGCCUGAUCCCCAGGCAUUUGGUAAGAAGAGCUCUCACUUGCACCCUCUGGAGCAAACUGAUGCACUCUCCGUGCAGAUCACCUGUAGCAAAAUCAGGAGGAAGUCCUUGUACUAUAUUCUGGUACGAGGGUUAACAAAUACACACACAGGGCUGAGAGCUGGGAGAAAAGAGCCCUGGAGAGAGACAGAGAGUAAUAUUUUGGGAGAGUACUGAGAGGGCAGACAGCUUGAAAAUUCCACCCAUUUCUUAGAGGUUUUCAUGGCUGUUUAUUCUUUCUUAUCUCAGGAAUGUUUUGUCCAGUGAA
Molecule: messenger RNA, 2236 nt
Organism: Ficedula albicollis (Collared flycatcher)
Lineage: Eukaryota; Metazoa; Chordata; Aves; Passeriformes; Muscicapidae
Product: solute carrier family 2, facilitated glucose transporter member 11-like
Exons: 12
Coding region: 64-1563 (499 amino acids)
Biological process (GO): monosaccharide transmembrane transport
Cellular component (GO): membrane
Molecular function (GO): hexose transmembrane transporter activity
Source: RefSeq, a predicted model, not a curated record